Aspergillus brunneoviolaceus CBS 621.78 is the source of this 1602-nucleotide messenger RNA. RefSeq names its product CDP-diacylglycerol--glycerol-3-phosphate 3-phosphatidyltransferase. Gene Ontology annotation, cellular component: mitochondrion. The annotation marks the transcript as partial. The transcript has 3 exons. NCBI's taxonomy places the organism in Eukaryota, Fungi, Ascomycota, Eurotiomycetes, Eurotiales, Aspergillaceae. Gene Ontology annotation, molecular function: CDP-diacylglycerol-glycerol-3-phosphate 3-phosphatidyltransferase activity. The record is from RefSeq and is a predicted model, not a curated record. Gene Ontology annotation, biological process: cardiolipin biosynthetic process.
AUGUUCGGACGGAUUGGGGGCAAUGCCCUUCGGUGUGCGGUGCGCCGACCUGCUGCGCGGAGGAAUCUUCUUUGCGAGCGCAGAUUCUCGGCCCAUUCUUCCCAUGCCAGCGCCCAUUCGACUGUGCCCUCGGCCGCUUCGCCGUUGGGCAGUAUCACCACCGAGCUGGAUCGGAUUUCACCUUGCUUCGAGAUCAGUGCCGAGAGGAUUGAAAUCCUGGACUCCCCUGCCAGCUUCUACAGCACCCUUAAGAGCAAGAUCCGCAACGCCAAACGACGCAUCUACCUCUCGACCUUGUACAUCGGCAAGACUGAGCAUGAGUUGAUCGCAACUCUGGACCAAGCGCUGCGGGAAAACCCCGACCUCAAGGUCUCCAUUCUCACCGACUGCCUUCGAGGAACCCGCGAGUCGCCGGACCCCUCAUGCGCAUCGCUCCUCGCUUCGCUCGUUACAAACCAUGGACCAGAACGUGUCGAGAUCCGAAUGUUCCAUACUCCAAACUUGACGGGUCUCAAGAAGAAAUGGAUUCCCCGCAGGAUCAACGAGGGAUGGGGUCUGCAACACAUGAAGCUGUAUGGCUUCGACGAUGAGAUUAUCCUCUCAGGCGCAAACCUGUCCAACGACUACUUCACGAACCGCCUGGAUCGAUACCACGUCUUCAGCUCGAAAGAGCUCGCUGACUACUAUGCCAGCAUCCACCACGCCGUCUGCAGUCUCAGCUUCCAAGUGCUCCCGGAUCCGCACAACGCCGCCGGAUACCUCUUGGACUGGCCGAAGGCCAAUGGUGCUCCUUGCCCUCUGGACGACCCGCAGAAGUUCAUCGCGUAUUCCUCGACAUUCCUAAAGCCCUUCUUCCAUCCCAACAUCGACACCCAGAAAGCACUUGAGCCCAAGACUUCCACUCAUGCCUACGUCUACCCGGUGGCCCAGUUCACCUCCCUGUUAAAUCCGGACACCUCGACGGAAUUCCCAGCCGUUACCUCCAUCCUCCGUCUCCUCUCGACCUCUACCGCCUUCUCCGGUGCCCGCUGGCUCUUCACAGCGGGGUACUUCAACAUCCACCCUGUCCUCUCCUCCCUCUUGAUUGCCAGCACCUCGCCGUCACACACCGCGAUCAGCACCCGCGGGACCGUGCUCACAGCCUCCCCGUGGGCCAACGGCUUCUAUGGGUCCUCGGGCAUUUCUGGUAUGCUCCCCGCGGCAUAUACGCAUCUCUCCGCCAAGUUCCUCGACCAGGUCGCCUUGGCCAAGCGCACGGAUUCCGUCCAGCUCAAGGAAUGGCGCCGGGGCACCGUCGGGGAGCCUGGUGGCUGGACCUACCACGCCAAGGGUCUGUGGAUUACCCUGCCCCGGGAGGAAUAUCCCAGCUUGACAUUUGUCGGCAGCAGCAACUACACCAAGCGCAGCUAUAGUCUGGAUCUGGAAGUGGGUGCGGUGGUCGUUACGGGAAACCAGACGCUCAAACGCCGACUCGGCGCCGAGACGGACUGGCUGCAGAAGGAUUCCAAGGCCAUCUCUCGAGAGGAUCUGCGGCGCACGGAACGGCGGGUGAGCUGGAAGGUUCGUCUGGCCAUGUGGAUUACUGAGAAGGUGGGAGGGGCU